Messenger RNA from Petromyzon marinus (sea lamprey), 784 nucleotides. Lineage: Eukaryota; Metazoa; Chordata; Hyperoartia; Petromyzontiformes; Petromyzontidae. The record is from RefSeq and is a predicted model, not a curated record.
GCACCACCACCACCACCCCCCCAUCACCACGCCAUCACUUCCUGCAGCAAGUAAGCAGCAGCAGCUAUCCCUUGGCACAGUCUUGCCGUGGCCGUGGCGGUGGGGUUUCAACAAAGCAAUAACUUAACAAUCUCCUGCCACGAACAAAAUCGUGGCAGUGAUGGCGAGCCGGCGUUCGGUGGCGUCUCUGGGCACGCUGCUGCUGCCGCUGCUGCUGCUGCUUGUGGCGGCGGCGGCGGUCGCAACGAAGGGCGGCGUGGAGGUGGUGGCAGAUGGCGACUGGAGGAAGAUCCUGGAAGGGGAGUGGAUGGUGGAAUUCUACGCGCCAUGGUGUCCGGCCUGCCAACAGCUGCAGCCCGAGUGGGUGAAGUUGGCCGGCUGGAGCAAGGACCUGAACAUCAGGGUUGGCAAGGUGGACAUCACGUUACAGACAGGUCUCAGUGGUCGAUUCCUAAUUACCUCCCUGCCUACGAUUUACCACAUACACGAGGGGGUGUUCCGCCAGUACGAGGGAUCGCGUCUCGAGAAGGACUUCCUGAGCUUCAUCGAGGAUAAGAAAUGGCUGGGGGUGAAGCCAGUCUCCUCCUGGGUGGACCCCAACUCGCUCGCGAUGUCUGGGAUGUCUGCGUUGAUGGACUUCUCUCACUGGAUCAAGAACACCCAUGCCUACCUCACCGAGCAGCUCGGCAUCCCUGUGUGGGUCUCUUACCUGCUCUUCUCUCUGGCAACCAUCCUCGUGGGCCUUCUCCUCGGAGCGGUAUGUUCACACGGCUCCCACUCUUAC